Molecule: messenger RNA, 2792 nt
Organism: Zeugodacus cucurbitae (melon fly)
Lineage: Eukaryota; Metazoa; Arthropoda; Insecta; Diptera; Tephritidae
Gene: sip2
Exons: 5
Coding region: 253-2580 (775 amino acids)
Source: RefSeq, a predicted model, not a curated record
CAUUUUUCAAAACUCAUUCAACGUUCACUUUCCCAUGUUCAUGUAAUUUUGCUAGCAUUUUAAAUGUUUUAAAUGUUACAAAUAUUGAACAAUUUUUGUUUAUUUCGUUAGUUUAUCUGUGAGUUGUAAAUAAGCUGAAAAUAAUUACAGUGAAAAUAUAUAUUUUUGAGCCGGGACUAACAUAAAGAAGUUAGUGUCUGUAAAACUACAAAUAUUGGAUGUUCGUUUUCUUUUCGACUCUACUAAUUACAAAUGUCUGGAUUGGAAAAAUUUCAAGCAAAUAGCGCUUGGCGUGCAAAAGUCAAGAAAUUACUUUUCAUGCAACGCACGUUAACACCAAAAUCUAAUACUCCUGUGCAGUCUGACAGAUUUAGUCUUGAUCUAUCUGAGGAUUUACAAGUAUUUGUUGAAGAAAAGACAAAUUCUUGUGCAGAAAAAAACAUCAAUCACUCAACACAAAAUACUGAAGAAAAAAUGUUCGAAAUAGAGAAUGAUGAAAACAAACCAAUCAAUACAAAUCCGUCCGUUCAGCACAAUAAAUCAAAGUAUACCGAUUACAAAACUUUUUCCAAAGUGCCUUCAUAUGAUGAGAGUAUGUAUGAAGAAGAUAAGCAACAGGUGCAUCAGUGGCAGCGCUCAUGCGAUGAUAGUUUCAUGGCUUUGGAAAAAAUGUGUGAUAAAACGGCUUCUGAUCCAAACAGUACCUUGUUUCAGUAUAUACACAGUGAUGAUAAGGAGUUAAUUGUAGAGGAUGUGAAAAAACGUAGUGGAAAUGAUUUCAAAACGCCAUGUAAAAAAGAACUUCAAGAAAUCGACGAGGAGGCAAAGUCGCUUCAACGUUUACUACACGAUUUGUGUGUACAAGAGCAAAAACAAUUAGAAAUAGACACGCCACUCAAGGGUAUUGACGUCACUCAACUGGACGAUAUAGAAGCGCCGUCAAAAUUAUGGGACUCAACUAUAUUAGGAGAGACCACUUUACAAACAUCACCUGUUAAGAUGGUGGGUCUCUUGCGACCAUCCACUAUAAUUGAGGAGUGUAGUGAAGAAGAUGAAUUCAAUAACUCUUCGUGUGUCGAUGGUGAUGUUUCAUCGCAUGUAAGUUUCAAAAGUGCCGUAAAAGGCAGUGAGACUUCAGCUACAAGCUGCUACGAUACAGCACACGAAACUACAGGUAACAGCGCUGUUAGUAAAUUCUCCAAUACACACGAGAAAUACGUGUCGAAAGAGCCUGAGUAUUUAGAUGAGAGUCUGGAAUUGAUUCACCUUGAUAAGACGCUAGAGGCACCACAGCAACAGUUAAUAACUGAAGUCAAUAUUAGUAUCGAAGAUGAUCUCAAAAUACUACAAAAUAUAGAGAAACAGUCGCCAAGUUCAUCAAUUGAUGAUUCCGUAGGCGUUAUUGAGUUACUAUCCGAUGAUGAAUCAGAUGUUGUGAUUGCAACACAUACAAAUGCGAAUAUUGCAGUUAAAGCUGAAAGAAAGUCUGAGUUUGAUUUGGUUACGGACCACAAUAAUAUAGCAGACGACGAUAUAUACAAAAGUAAACAAUUUGCCAGUGAUUUGAAGCGUACCGAUUUUGUAGAUUUGGAAAACUCAUUUGAAAAUGAUAAGGAGAAUUGCGGUGGAGCUUUCGAUGAAAGUGGCGAGCAAUCAUUACAUUUCAAUGACACUAUGGAAGAGGUAGAAUAUAUGAUGAAAAAAGGCAUGCAAUAUAUGGCUUCUACGGAAUCAAAAGUUGACUUGAAUAUACAAACUCCUGUUGUGAAAAAAAUUGAAGUCGUUCCACCAACAAUGACAGUAAAACCAUUGAAAGAGAAGGAAAGAACAUUUACCUAUUCACCUAAAAAGCAGAAUAGUCGGCAUGCAUCGCCUGCUAAAAAGGCUUUCAAUGUAAAACCAACAGCAAUUGUUACGGGUACAAAAGCAAAACAGCUUUUGUCUUCACCACGGCGUACACCGCAAAGCAGUGCACAAAAAACUAAACGUUUCGAAAUGGAUUUACGCCCAAUGCCCAAAUUUGAAUUAUUUAAAAAGCCCAACUCGGCUAUACCAACGCGUAUUAGAGAGCCAACUGGUGCUAAACAAUUUUCGCAUAUUGUCAGUCCUGUUGGUGCUUAUAUGAAGAAGACAGCUACCACACCGUUAAUGACAAAUCUCAAACAACGUACGGAUCGGCCUGAUGUACAUAAUGCGACCGUUUUCCGUGAACUUGAGCAAGAAACAAAAGUUUUCCAACCGAAAUUUGCAUUGGCGGGAAAUACGGGCACAAAGACAUCUAGUUUGCCAAAAAAGGCAUAUAUUUCGUCAGAAUUCAAACACAUUGUUGACGAACGCACACCAGUCACUAUUCCUGGCGGUAAGAAGAUACAGAAAUAUCUUGAAAAUGCGAUGUUACCCACAGUGGUGCGACACGAAGGUAAAAUGAAAAUGUCGGCUAACCAAGUAAACCGCAAAGAAGCAGCAAGCAAAGCCAGCUUUGGCAAUACAACGCAACGUAACAAUGGUAGUUUGGCAAAUUUAUCCUUAAUGUCGGGCGAUAUAUCUGUGUAUACAAUGAAAGAUGCGCGAAAAUUUUAAUCUGGCGGUAUUACAACCAUAUAUGCUUGUUUUAAUGUCGCUUUGCAAGCAGUGGUAUCGGUGUUGUGUUGGUUCAAACUUACAUAUUAAUUAUAGUUAUAGUUUGCUUAUACUGAACUUUGAAAUUGUUUACUGAAUUGAAGUUUGUCUUUAUUUUUACAACUAAAAUAAAUGCAUAGACUAGUAAAGCUAGUUUGAUAAAUGCAACACUA